Neltuma alba is the source of this 1888-nucleotide messenger RNA. Its product is annotated as APO protein 2, chloroplastic. The coding region runs from base 109 to 1434 and encodes 441 amino acids. The transcript has 4 exons. Gene Ontology annotation, molecular function: RNA binding. NCBI's taxonomy places the organism in Eukaryota, Viridiplantae, Streptophyta, Magnoliopsida, Fabales, Fabaceae. The record is from RefSeq and is a predicted model, not a curated record.
ACCAUUGUUUUUAUGGGUUAAACAACGCAGGCCAUUAUCGUCUACCAAAAUCACCUUGGAAGCAAUUGGUGAACAUCUCCUCUCGCCACUUCUCACUUGGAGAUUGGAAUGAAUUGUGUUCCGAAUAGUGUCUCUGAUGGCACUGUGCUGCUCAGUAAAGGGAUGACUAUAACACCACGAGAAUCAUUCAUAGUUUCCUUAAAUCAAAAGCCCAACAUAUCGUCAGGUCUUAGUUUUCUCAAUUCCUUGCAGUAUACUUGCUGCAAGAUUAGUGUUCCUAUAAAUAUUAGAGCUCCACCACAUAAUUUUUGUCAACAUGCAACCAUCAGAAAUGAAAUUCCUCAAAAUGCUGAUUUUCCUCGGAAAUAUUCAAGAAAGGAGAAAAAACCUUUUCCAACACCCAUUGUUGAGCUGCGGCGAGCAGCUAGGGAGAGGGUAAAGAAGAUAAAAGAUGAACCAAAAAGGAGAGCAUUGCCACCCCCAAAGAAUGGGUUGCUGGUGAAGAGCCUGAUCCCAACUGCUUACAAUGUAUAUAAUGCAAGGAUCACUUUGAUUAACAAUCUGAAGAAGCUUCUUAAAGUGGUGCCCGUGCAUGCUUGUGGGUGGUGCACUGAAAUCCAUGUAGGACCUGUUGGACAUCCUUUCAAGUCAUGUAAAGGCUCGCAAGCUAAUCUCCGCAAUAGUCUUCAUGAAUGGACAAAUGCAUUUAUUGAAGACAUAUUAGUGCCGAUUGAAGCCUAUCACCUGUAUGAUCGUCUUGGAAAACGUAUUCCUCAUGAAGAGAGAUUCUCUAUCCCCCGAAUUCCUGCAGUAGUUGAACUUUGCAUUCAAGCUGGUGUUGAAAUUCCCGAGUAUCCCACCAAGAGAAGAAGAAAGCCUGUAAUCCGCAUAGGGAGGAAAGAAUUCGUUGAUGCUGAUGAAAGUGAACUACCAGAUAGAGUCCCAGAGGAGCCUGUGAAACCAUUACUAACUGAAAUUCCUGAUUCAGAAGUAGUUGCUCCAUCUAGCAAAGAAGAGGCAGUCCACCUUGCUGAGGAAACUCUCGAAGCAUGGGAACAGAUGAGGAAAGGAGCCAAGAGACUAAUGCGAAUGUACCCUGUGAGGGUUUGCGGAUAUUGCCCAGAAAUUCAUGUUGGUCCAUCAGGGCACAAGGCACAGAACUGUGGAGCUCAUAAACACCAACAACGCAAUGGACAGCACGGGUGGCAGGCUGCAGUGCUGGAUGACUUGAUACCUCCAAGAUAUGUUUGGCAUGUCCCUGAUGUGAAUGGACCACCAUUGCAACGAGAGCUUCGUGAUUUCUAUGGGCAAGCUCCGGCUGUUGUGGAAAUAUGCAUUCAGGCUGGUGCUGCUUUACCUGAGCAGUACAAACCAACCAUGAGGCUGGAUGUGGGGAUCCCAUCAAAUUUAAAAGAGGCCGAAAUGGUAGUUUGAGAUGAAUUCCUCCUCUAAAAAACAAGAGGGUAUGGGUUGUGAAGUGUAUGCACUAUAUAGGAUGUUAAUGGAAUGCAAUGAGAAUUGUUGCUGAAACGGAGAAUACUUCUCUUGGUUUGUGCUGGCUGAGGGUUUUUUGGUGGUUAAGGCAGGAUAUGGUGCGAUAUGCUAGCCUCUGAAUACCAUAGCAGGAGAUUAAAGAAAAUGUUGAAAGUCUGGUUACUGGAACAAAGAAUAUGAUUUAAUAUUUUCUGUAACCUCUUCUUGACCAUGAGAUGAAAAUUGCAAUUUUUGAAUCAUUUUGUUAGGCUAGGGAAAAAUUAUUGAUGUCAAGUGUCACUUAACCUCCAAAAGCUUAGAGAAAUAGUGACGCCAUGAUAGUAAUGAAAAUACUCUUGUGACUAAGUUCAGUUGUUCAGUGAAGAGGGAAGAGAACGUCUCCUUUAAACAUCAA